AGCCUGUGAGUGCAUCCAGACACGUUAAGAAUUCCUGCCCCAAUUACAAUGAUGAUAUUUCUAUUGUCGCUCAUAGCGGUGGCCGCCGCGGCACCGCAGGUGCAGCAAGGGCAGCAGUCAAAUAACCAAAUCCCAAUAAUACGCCAAGAGUCUGAGGGCCCCAACGUAGAUGGCUCAUAUAAAUGGUUAUACGAAACGGGGAACGAAAUAAACGCCGAAGAGUCAGGUUACGUAAAGAACUUUGGCAAAGGGGAAGGUGAGGAAGUGCAAGUGGCUGAAGGAAAGUUUAGCUACAAGUCUCCGGAGGGAGACCUCAUCGCGCUCACCUACAUCGCUGAUGAGAACGGAUUUCAACCACAAGGGGAACAUCUUCCGACUCCGCCCCCAAUCCCACCGGCAAUUCAGAAGGCUUUGGAGUAUUUGAAGACGUUACCUCCCAGUGCAGACGGUGCCUCAACAAAUAUACAGCCUCAAUAUCAACCUUCCCCGUUCAAGCCGCGGGGAAGAUUUUAACUAUAUCUACUAUGCAUGCGAAAAUUAAAAUUGUCAUUAUUUUUCAGUAAUACUCUGUGAAUUUCAAAAGAAAAAUUAGGUAAUGCCGUUUGAUGG
This is a messenger RNA of Amyelois transitella, 609 nucleotides long. It is a transcript of the gene CPR33, whose product is annotated as endocuticle structural glycoprotein ABD-4. Lineage: Eukaryota; Metazoa; Arthropoda; Insecta; Lepidoptera; Pyralidae. The transcript has 4 exons. The record is from RefSeq and is a predicted model, not a curated record. Gene Ontology annotation, molecular function: structural constituent of chitin-based larval cuticle. Gene Ontology annotation, cellular component: chitin-based extracellular matrix. The coding region runs from base 49 to 513 and encodes 154 amino acids.